Messenger RNA from Scheffersomyces coipomensis, 1103 nucleotides. It is a transcript of the gene CTP1, whose product is annotated as Ctp1p. Gene Ontology annotation, cellular component: mitochondrion. Gene Ontology annotation, biological process: mitochondrial citrate transmembrane transport. NCBI's taxonomy places the organism in Eukaryota, Fungi, Ascomycota, Pichiomycetes, Serinales, Debaryomycetaceae. Bases 174 to 1055 code for a protein of 293 amino acids. The transcript is spliced from 2 exons. The record is from RefSeq and is a predicted model, not a curated record. Gene Ontology annotation, molecular function: citrate secondary active transmembrane transporter activity.
AAGGGAAAUUUUUCAGUAAUUUUUUUUUUUUUCAAUUUUUCACGAUAAGUUUAAAUUGAUCUUACUGAAAUCAUAUCUUGUUUGUGAAUAUACUUAUUGUACUUUAGAACUUGGGUUUAACUUCUUGUAUCUAGUUUUAUCGUUCAUUCCCAUACUUAUAGAAUCAUUAAUACAUGUCAAAUAAAAAGCAAACAGAUCCAUUAAAGUCAUUCAUUGCCGGUGGUACAGCCGGAGCAAUAGAAGGGGUGGUGACUUAUCCCUUUGAGUUUGCUAAGACUCGUUUACAAUUAGUUGAUAAACUCUCAACCCAAUCCCGAAAUCCGUUGGUAUUGAUAUUCAAUACUGCCAAAUAUCAAGGUCUUGGUUCAUUAUAUGUGGGAUGUCCUGCCUUUGUGGUUGGUAAUACUGUUAAAGCAUCUAUCAGAUUCUUAGGUUUCGAUUCCAUUAAAGCUUUAUUGGCAGAUAAAAAUGGGAAGUUAUCAGGUCCAAGAGGUGUGAUAGCUGGUCUUGGAGCUGGGUUAUUGGAAUCAGUGAUUGCUGUCACUCCUUUCGAAGCCAUUAAGACUGCCUUAAUCGAUGAUAAACAAACUGCCAAACCAAAAUAUCAAAAUGGUUUAGUAGCAGGUACAGUUAAAUUAUGUCGUGAUCUUGGAUUUAAGGGUAUUUAUGCUGGUGUGGUUCCUGUUUCUUUAAGACAAGCUUCAAAUCAAGCUGUUAGAUUAGGAUCAUAUAACGCUAUUAAAACAAUGAUACAACAAGCAUCCGGUACUAAACCUAAUGAACCAUUAAGUUCUAUCGCCACCUUUGCUGUGGGUGCCUUUGCUGGUACUAUAACAGUCUAUACUACUAUGCCAAUUGAUACAGUUAAAACAAGAAUGCAAGCAUUAGGAGCUGAUAAAAUAUAUAGUUCAACUUUGAAUUGUUUCGUUAAAAUUUUCAAAGAAGAAGGUUUAUUAACAUUUUGGAAAGGUGCUACUCCAAGAUUAGGAAGAUUAUUCUUUAGUGGUGGUAUAGUAUUUACAAUUUACGAAAAAAUGUUAGUUAUAAUGGGUUAAUCUUUGUUUUUACAAACGAUUACAAACAUAGAAUAUUUAAAAGAAUCA